UUUGGGGAUUUGACUGAGAGUGAGAUGACGAUGCCGCGGGGCAGUGAGCUGGCGGCGGCACUGAGGGACCGGGCUGCAGUGGACCAGACGCUCAUGGAGCGGGCCAUGGAGCUCAGCGUGUUCGGCAGCAAGCUCAACCUACGGCCGCGCAGGCCCACGGACACGUCGCCCCACCACCACUCGCAGCAGCAGCACUUCUCGCACUUCCACGCCCACUACCACAGCCACUACAACCUGCACGCCGCGCGAGUCAGCCCCUCCCCGUCCCCUGCCACAGCCCUCUUCGCCGCCUCCCACUCGCAGCUGCUGCACGGGGGACCAAAGGCCACUCGCGCUGUCAUGUCAUCAGGUGCCAGCGCUCGCAAAUCCAGCGACCCUAAUAUUGUACAAUCCAUGCACAGCGGCCAUGCCAGCUCAGCAGCUCAGGGCCAGCUGGCUCGAGGUGGGGCCCACAGCACGUCUCUGUCUGCGAUCUUACCUUCGCUUUAUGCAGCAGCUGCUUCUCAAACUCCUGGCAGCGAUGGCGGUGGUGGCGGUGGUGGUGGUGGCGGUGGUGGCGGUGGUGGUGGUGGCAGUGGUGGUGGUGGUGGCAGUGGCAAUGCUGAUGGGGUGUUAAAGGAAGGUGGCACUGAAGGAAAGGAGAAGGCUAAGAUUCCCCGUGCUUUUCUGCCGCCACAUCGGCCGCCAUCCUCCGCCCCAUCGUCUUCCAGUGGUAUUCCUAUUGACCGCCAACCUGGUGCACCAGAAGGAGAGGCGUUCCUAGGGAAUGCACAAGGGAAGGAAUCACGGGGAGGGCCAAUGCGUGAACUACAUCCAAUUCCUUCUGCUUCCGUUGAAAGAGUGGCGGAUGAUAGCGAUGAGGAGGAUGGCGCUGGAGAGGAUCAUGUCGUCUCCAUCGAUUCUCCCAGUCGUCUUUUCUAGUAAUAUGAGUGCACAUUUCCACUUUGGGGAGUAAUAAUAGUGUGUGGCUAGGUUGCUAAUUGUUGUUUCCUAUUUUAUUCAUAAUU
Molecule: messenger RNA, 1007 nt
Organism: Closterium sp. NIES-67
Lineage: Eukaryota; Viridiplantae; Streptophyta; Zygnematophyceae; Desmidiales; Closteriaceae
Source: the annotation of a GenBank genome assembly